AUGUCCAACAGCAGCUCCAUCACCCAGUUCCUCCUCCUGGCAUUCACAGACACACGGGAGCUGCAGCUCUUGCACUUCUGGCUCUUCCUGGGCAUCUACCUGGCUGCUCUCCUGGGCAACGGCCUCAUCAUCACCACCAUUGCCUGUGACCACCACCUCCACACCCCCAUGUACUUCUUCCUCCUGAACCUCUCUAUUCUUGACCUGGGAUCCAUCUCCACAACUCUCCCCAAAGCCAUGGCCAAUUCUCUCUGGGACACCAGGGCCAUUUCCCACAUAGGAUGUGCAUGUCAGGUCUUUCUGUUUGGUUUUUUUAUUUCAGCAGAAUAUUCUCUUCUGACGGUCAUGUCCUACGACCGCUAUGUUGCCAUCUGCAAACCCCUGCACUACGGGACCCUCCUGGGCAGCAGAGCUUGUUUCCACAUGGCAGCAGCUGCCUGGGGCAUUGUUUUUCUCUAUGCUCUGCUGCACACGGCCAAUACAUUUUCCAUGCCCCUGUGCAAGGGCAAUGCUGUGGACCAGUUCUUCUGUGAAAUCCCCCAGAUCCUCAAGCUCUCCUGCUCACACUCCUACCUCAGGGAAGUUUGGCUUCUUGGGGUUAGUGCCUGUUUAGCAUUUGGCUGUUUUGUUUUCAUUGUGGUGUCCUAUGUGCAGAUCUUCAGGGCCGUGCUGAGGAUCCCCUCUGAGCAGGGACGGCACAAAGCCUUCUCCAUGUGCCUCUCUCACCUGGCAGUGGUCUCCAUGUUUAUCAGCACUGCUAUGAUUGCCUACUUGAUGCCCCCCUCCAUCUCCUCCCCAUCAUUGGGUCUUGUGGUGUCAAUUCUGUACUCGGUGGUGCCUCCAGCAUUGAACCCCCUCAUCUACAGCUUGAGGAAUCAGCAGCUCAAGGAUGCAGUGUGGAAACUGAUAACUUGGUGGUUCUAUCAAACAAUAAACUGCCGAGGUUCUGCAUAG
This is a messenger RNA of Cuculus canorus (common cuckoo), 954 nucleotides long. Its product is annotated as olfactory receptor 14A16-like. Lineage: Eukaryota; Metazoa; Chordata; Aves; Cuculiformes; Cuculidae. The record is from RefSeq and is a predicted model, not a curated record. Gene Ontology annotation, molecular function: olfactory receptor activity; G protein-coupled receptor activity. Gene Ontology annotation, cellular component: membrane. The transcript has a single exon. Gene Ontology annotation, biological process: G protein-coupled receptor signaling pathway. Bases 1 to 954 code for a protein of 317 amino acids.